Messenger RNA from Orussus abietinus, 3341 nucleotides. RefSeq names its product sterol regulatory element-binding protein 2 (gene SREBP). Bases 137 to 3139 code for a protein of 1000 amino acids. Gene Ontology annotation, biological process: regulation of transcription by RNA polymerase II. The transcript is spliced from 8 exons. Gene Ontology annotation, molecular function: RNA polymerase II cis-regulatory region sequence-specific DNA binding; protein dimerization activity; DNA-binding transcription factor activity, RNA polymerase II-specific. NCBI's taxonomy places the organism in Eukaryota, Metazoa, Arthropoda, Insecta, Hymenoptera, Orussidae. The record is from RefSeq and is a predicted model, not a curated record. Gene Ontology annotation, cellular component: nucleus.
AUGUUUACUCGUCUCUCCGAUUGGUCGACGAAGGGAUCUUUCGAUCACUCGUAAUUUUUGGUUACUGCAUUUGACACAUCUCCGCGAAGUGUUUACAGGAAAAGAUUAAUUUCAUCAAGAAAGUGUUCGGAAAAUAAUGGCAGACUCGGCGAGCUGGAACGGUCCGGCUCAAGACGCCGCUUUCCCGAAUUUCCCUGCCAAUGACGGAUUUAAUUUAAGUGAGAUGAGCGGCUUUGACGAUUUACUGACAAGUUGCGAGACGGAACUCCUGAAGAAUGAGAGUCUUUUUAGCGACGAAACGCUACUCUCCGAGCUGGAAAAGCCAAUACCUAUGGAUGGUGACACUUUUGACUUUCUUAACAUGGAUGGAAUCGAAGGACCCGAUUACAAGGAUCCUGGAAUUUUGGAGCAACCAAGGACCGAAACUGAAAUCUUGCCUCCGACGGAUACGCAACAGCCGGCGGUAGUUGCUCUUAAUCCGGUGUCGCCACAAAAUAGGCCACAAAAGACAACCACGGCAGCUACGCCUAUGGUCUUUAGUUCACAGUACACUUUGCAUCAAAAUAUGAACUUUAACGUUCAGCCUCCGGUUGUAACUUUGGCACCGGUCACCCCCCAACAUAGACAGCUCUUCCUACCUGCAAAACUUAUUACGUCGGAGUCGGUGCCUUAUUCGAGAAGCUCUCAAGCGACGACUUCUAAUUCGAGUUCACCCCGGAUACAUACUCUCGUAAAUGCAGGCAACGGAACUCUCUAUGCUACAGGAAUUCCUGUAGUUUUGGAUACAGAAAAAGUACAAAUUAAUCGUAUCAAUACGGGUACACACGUUUGCGUGCCGAAAGUACGAGAAGUUAAGCGCAGUGCUCACAAUGCCAUCGAAAGACGUUACAGGACCUCCAUCAACGAUAAAAUCGUUGAAUUAAAAAACAUUAUAGUAGGCGUGGAUGCAAAACUUAACAAAUCGGCAAUCUUGCGCAAGACCAUAGAUUACAUCAGGUUUUUGCAGAACUCGAACGCGAAGUUAAAGGCAGAAAAUAUGUCGUUGAAAAUGACUGCGCAAAGACACAAUUUGCGAGAGCUUUUGGUGUGCGGGGAAUUAACGCCACCUCGUUCCGACACCAGCGAGCCUUCGCUGUCACCAGCUCCGGCUCCACCGUCUCCACCGUCCCCGGCAGAUUCCCUGCAGAUCAAGGACGAUCCGGACACUAUGCACAACCUGCACUGCUCCUCCGUCACGGCGAACAGAGGGAUGGGAGAUCACACUCGUCUUACUCUGUGCGCCAUUCUCUUCGUAUGCUUGGCCUUCAAUCCUCUCGGAGUACUCGUCAAUAGCGUUGGCAGGUCCAGCUUCGAUUACUCUGGCACGAGGUUGGACGGCAGAACGAUCCUGACUUAUCAAGAUCAAGCCGAGUCGGAGACCGGAGUCGGGGGGACGAUUCUGCUCUGGGUCGCGAACAUCGUUUUACUCUUCGGAGGUCUCUACAAGCUCCUGUCCCACGGAGAACCCGUGCUUUCGUCCAACGGCAAGGAGUUCCUGGAAGUGCGUCGCUGGAGGCGUCAGGCCGAGUUCAACAUCUCGAGGCGGAAUUACGAGCAAGCCCACGGCGACCUGAACCGCUGCCUGCGUUACUUCGGUCGAGCGAUCCCUACCUCCAGGAGCGAGAUCUACCUGGCCACUCUGUGGCAGGUGACGCGCCAGCUGCUCCACAAGCUCUGGCUGGGGAAGCUCGUGUUCUUCGCGAAGAGGCGCCUCGGGGAGCAGGCGGAGACCGUCGCCCUGGAGAUGGCCAUGGUCUAUCGACACCUGCUCUGUCUUCGCCUGCCGCAAGGCUCGGACAGCGGCUCGCUCUUCCUCGCGCUCACCUCCGUCAACUGCGGGGAACUCGCCCGAGAUUGCACCCCGAAGCCGAUGCUGGCGGAAUUCUACAUAAACGCGGCCCUCUGCUUGAAGCGGUCCUUCCUCCCGUUCGUCCACAAGUACUACCUGGGAAAGGCGAGGAGCCUGUUGGCGUCCUGCUUCGUGCCGCCCAAGUUAAAGUGGAUCACCACCGAGGAGGGAGGCAAGUUCCUCGUCUCCCAGAAGUGGCGAUACGACGAUCGAGUCGGCAGCAGCGAGUUCACCUCGCAGAGUAACAGGGCCGACUUGGUCUCGUACGCCGCCAGGGCGUACCGGGAGCACCUGAUCGGACAGUGUUUGAGGCUACUCACGGGGACCGCCGGGGAUUCGCCCGCCUCCAUAGUUCUGGAACUGGCAAAGGGCGUCGUUACCUCCGCCACCGUGGACAGAUGCUUUUCCAAGAACGACGACGCGACCGCCGAUGGAUGCGAGGACGAGUUCGGUCUCUGGUGGGGCGCGGUUCUGGUAACGACGGCCAGCUGGAGGCUGGGAGAGAUGGACGACUCCCUGUGGGACGUCGUGGAGAACAGGUUUCCCUACGACAAGGACGUCCAGCAGUGCCUCGGCACCGGCGACGGGAACCCCCUGCCGAAAGCCGUGCUCUGCGUAUUGCAGGCUGCCCGGUGUCCCGCCAGGCACGCGUCCAUGCGUCUCAUCGACCAAGCGGGAACUCUCCUCGAGCAGUCCUUGGUUUAUUAUCACUGCAAGGAGCAAUCGUCGCAAAAUAUUCUGUUAACGCAAUUGUGGCUGUGCGAUUGGAUGCUCGAGAUCCGCACGAUGAUGUGGGAAGAUACGGACGCGGAGACGGGAUGUCCAGCCUCCGGUGCCUCUCUGGCCGGCUUCCAGAGAGAUUUGGCCUGUCUGAGACAAUUGUGUCAACGAAUUCCGUCAGUACUGACGAGGGUGUUCCUGUACGAAGCGACGGCGCGCAUGAUGGCGGGAGCAACACCCGUCAAAACCCAGAUUCUUUUGGAUCGCAGCCUGCGUCACAGGAAUUCGCGUUCGUCCAUCAUCUGCGGAAAGGAUCGCUCGCAGGAACACUGCAACGGGGAUCGAGAACACGCGGUCGCUUUGUGCCUGGCGUGCCGUCAUUUGCCGACGCUUUUGCUGUCUUCGCCCGGCGAAAGGGCCGGCAUGCUCGCCGAGGCCGCCAAGACCCUCGAAAGGAUCGGAGACCGGAAACGCCUUCAGGAAUGCUACGAGCUGAUGCGAAAACUAGGGCCUACCAUAUCCGCUAAUUAAACUUAACCGACCACGCUCCAUCUCGAGACUUUCUUCUCGAUUUCUCACCCUUCCCCAUUGCCCAUUCGCCAACGAUUUUAUCAAGUGAAGGUAACACCACGAAUUUCGUAUUGUUUUUCUUGAACGAAAAGAGGUUAAUGCCGUAUUACGAAACAAUUGUAUUUCCAGUAGAUCAAUGGUAACAUAGAUGUCUUGCUCACGA